Aedes aegypti (yellow fever mosquito) is the source of this 1286-nucleotide messenger RNA. RefSeq names its product aurora kinase B. Gene Ontology annotation, biological process: protein phosphorylation; regulation of cytokinesis; mitotic spindle organization. The record is from RefSeq and is a predicted model, not a curated record. Gene Ontology annotation, cellular component: spindle microtubule; spindle pole centrosome; chromosome passenger complex. NCBI's taxonomy places the organism in Eukaryota, Metazoa, Arthropoda, Insecta, Diptera, Culicidae. Gene Ontology annotation, molecular function: protein kinase activity; ATP binding.
AUCUAACUCUCACGUGAGAAGAACGAGAAAUAUAUCUAUAUUCAGUUAUAUCAAAGCUGAUGACCUAAUCCGAAAAGAUUUAGUUGACCUCACGGCCCGAUCCCACUGCCGAUUAUUUGAAAGCAGCUGCUGUCAAAUCCGAACAAAAAGUCGGUUGUGUCGUUAUCUUCCAAGUGUUAUCCAUGCGCGUUUCGAUUUAAUUCGUAUUUUAUACUGUAAUCUUUCAGUUUUUAAGUUAUUUUACAAUCAUUGUUGUGCGGUUUUAAUAAAGCCAAAGUAAUGGCCACUAUUGAACGUAUGUACACAAUGGACGAUCUUCCCCAGCUGAUCGAUGGCGUCAGUUCAGAAAAUGUCGUUGGAGUGACCCAGUACAUUGUGAAUAUGAUGUCCCAUCCCGCCUACGGAAGCAGUUACCAAUGGACGAAGGACGAUUUCGAGCUGGGAUGUGCCCUGGGGCGUGGCAAAUUCGGGCGUGUUUAUUUGGCACGUGAAAAACAUUCCAAAUUCAUGGUGGCCAUGAAGGUCAUGUUCAAAUCGGAACUCACCAAGGGUCGGGUCGAGAAACAACUGCUCCGUGAAAUUGAGAUCCAGUCUCGAUUGAAGCAUCCCCAUAUUCUUCGCUUGUACACCUGGUUCCACGAUGAGCGCCGCAUAUAUCUGGCAUUGGAACUGGCCUCCCAGGGCGAGCUAUAUAAACACUUGAAAGCAGCACCCAAUGGACGAUUUAAUGAACAACGUUCGGCCAAGUACACCUAUCAGGUUGCCGACGCAUUGAAUUAUUGUCACGCCAACAAUGUUAUUCAUCGCGAUUUGAAACCGGAGAACAUACUGCUAACAGAUGACGACAAUGUGAAACUGGCCGAUUUUGGGUGGUCUGCUCAUACCAAUUCAAACCGAAGGAAAACUAUGUGCGGAACAUUAGAUUAUUUGCCUCCAGAAAUGGUGGAUGGAAAAAUCUAUGACGAUUCCGUUGAUCAAUGGUGCUUAGGAAUAUUGUGUUACGAGUUUUUGGUUGGAUAUCCACCUUUUGAAUCGGAAACAACGGAAGCCACUUAUGACAAGAUUCGUCGUCUGGAAGUCGACUACCCACGAUUCAUGACAUCUGGAGCAAAAGAUUUAAUCUCAAGACUACUAAAGAAACCAAGCAGCUCUCGGAUUACUCUUGUGGAUGUAAUGAAGCACUACUGGAUCAAAGAAAAUAUGGGAAAAUAGUUAAGUAAUCAAUAUGUCCAUGUUUGCCCACAUUUGAAAAUAAAUAUAAUUUAGUUUAAACUUAUUCACUCAAA